Molecule: messenger RNA, 912 nt
Organism: Cynoglossus semilaevis (tongue sole)
Lineage: Eukaryota; Metazoa; Chordata; Actinopteri; Pleuronectiformes; Cynoglossidae
Gene: get1
Product: guided entry of tail-anchored proteins factor 1
Exons: 6
Coding region: 178-690 (170 amino acids)
Biological process (GO): tail-anchored membrane protein insertion into ER membrane
Cellular component (GO): GET complex
Molecular function (GO): protein-membrane adaptor activity
Source: RefSeq, a predicted model, not a curated record
GUGAUUGGCUUUGAGGCGGAGGCAAAAUAUUUUUGAACCACAACACCUUACCUGUGUGGGCAGGAUGGAGUGCCAAUCAGUGAAGCCACUCAAGUGUCGCGGAGGGCGUGUGUAAGGCAAAGGACAAGUGUAACUGCGCAGGAGCAGGGAGGAGAGACCUAGAGAAGAAGAGCCAAGAUGGCGGCCGGCUACGCGUGGUUUCUUGUGCUGGCCUCGGUUUUUCUGUGCAACCUAAUGAAAACACUCCUGCCCUCCAUAUCUUCUUUUCUGACAAAGAUGAUUCAGAAAGAUGCUGAACAGGAGAUUGAGAUGAGGGCGGAAAUCCAGGAAAUGAAGAAGGAGCAGUCCUCCAUAAGCAUGAUGGACGAGUUUGCUAGAUACGCUAGGCUGGAGCGCAAAAUCAACAAGAUGACGGACAAACUAAAGACACAAGUAAAAUCCAGAACAGCCCAACAAGCCAAAAUGAAAUGGGUAGUGAACAUCAUCUUUUAUAUACUGCAAGCUGCGCUGAUGAUCUCACUGAUAUGGAAGUACUACGCCGAUCCCGUGACGGUGGUCCCCAAUCGAUGGAUUGCACCAGUGGAGCGUCUUGUAGCCUUUCCAACAGGAGUGGCAGGUGGAGUAGGAAUCACAUCCUGGUUGGUGGUUUGCAAUAAAGUAGUUUCUCUUGGUCUGUUGGCUGUGAGCUGAAGACUGACUGACCACACAGUGACAUUUAUUUAUUUUUGUCCUGUGUAGGAAAUACAAUGGUUUGUGAGAUUGUAUUUUUUUUUUAUUAUUAUUGAAUUGCGCAUUUGUGUCAUUUUGCAGUUUAAUAAUUUAUUGGUGGUGAAUUAAAUUAUUAUUAUUUAAUCCUGGCUUGUGUUAAGUAAGACAUAACAAUAAAAACGCUGGUUAUUGUUACUUUGUAAA